Cladophialophora carrionii CBS 160.54 is the source of this 1248-nucleotide messenger RNA. RefSeq lists its product as uncharacterized. The coding region runs from base 1 to 1248 and encodes 415 amino acids. Gene Ontology annotation, biological process: oxalate metabolic process. The record is from RefSeq and is a predicted model, not a curated record. The transcript is spliced from 6 exons. Lineage: Eukaryota; Fungi; Ascomycota; Eurotiomycetes; Chaetothyriales; Herpotrichiellaceae. Gene Ontology annotation, cellular component: cell wall.
AUGCCAUUCCCUUGGUACGGCGGCAGCUGGGAAGCUUCUCAAGUGGUCAACCAUAUGACCCUGCGACUGGGAAAGGCGCAUCAAUUCUUGGUUGGUGUUUACACAAGAGUGUCGUUAGACAUUAGUCUCACGGUCAACCCAGGGGGCACAGAUCCACAGCUCGACGUCGCAAACCCGGAUGGUCUCGGGCAACAGUCGACAGAUGCUGGUACGGUGCCGAAUCUCAAGUGGCCCUUCUCUCUGUCGAAAACCAAAAUAUUUCCGGGCGGAUGGACCAGGACUCAGGACGUCAACGACUUGCCCCAGAGUAAGGAUAUAGCCGCCGCACAGCAGCACCUGAGAAGGGGCGCCCUCCGGGAGCUCCAUUGGCAUAAAGUGGCCGAAUGGGGUUUCGUCUACUCGGGCUCCGUCCUGAUCUCGGCGGUUGAUGCUGAUGGAAACUACCAGCUCCAGCAAUUGGGUUUUGGUGAUAUCUGGUACUUCCCCAAGGGUGUCGCCCAUACUAUUCAGGGUCUCGAGGACGACAACGAGUAUCUUCUGACAUUCGAUGAUGGUGACUUUAACGCGGUGGGCGUGACAUUCAUGGUUGACGACUGGCUCGCUCAUACACCCAAGUCGGUAAUUGCGAAAAAUUUCGGGCUGAACGAAACCGUCUUCAAGAAUCUUCCAACGACAGAUCCAUACAUCUUGAACGGCACAAUAACAAACUCGUCAGUCUCGGGAAUUAACCCCCAGCUCUCCGGCAACUCCUCCUUUGUCUACCGGACCUUGCAGCAUCCAUCUGAGUCCGUCCCGGGCAAUGGUGGCACUUUCUAUAAAAUUGACUCGACCAACUUCCCGAUCUCGAAAACAAUCGCUGCGACGUACGUAACGUUGAAGCCUGGAGGCCUGCGAGAGCUGCACUGGCAUCCGAAUGCAGAAGAAUGGCUAUACUUCCACCAAGGACAAGGCAGAGCAACGGUCUUCAUUGGCAAUGCUAAUGCUCGGACCUUUGAUUUUGGCCCCGGCGACACGGCGGUAUUUCCGGACAACAGCGGCCACUAUAUCGAAAACACCUCACCGACUGACGAUCUCGUCUGGAUCGAGAUCUACAAGAGUGACAGAGUUCAAGAUAUAUCGCUGACUCAAUGGCUCGCGUUGACGCCUGCGGAUAUCGUGGCCAACACCUUGAAGAUCGACCUAUCGGUAGCUCAGGGACUGAAGAAGGAGAAGCAAUUGCUGAUCGCUGCCAAUACUACCUCCGGCUAG